GGCUGCGGCGAGGCGGAGAAGGGCGGGGGGCGGGGGGAGUGGGUAAGCCGGUUCGUCCCACGCGCGCAUGCGCAUAAGCUUCUGUGCGCAUUUUUCCCCAGACGGAAGAGAACGUUGCGUCAAAAAAGCGUUCCCGGCGCUGAGCGCGAUUCGGAGCCGCGCACGCGCAACCUGCCCGACUGAAGCCCAAUGAAGGAGGAAAUUCCAUCUGCAGAGCUUAGCUCCCAUUGGAGCGGAGAAAGAUCAGGGGGUGGAGCGCAUUGUCCAGCGCCUGCGUCUUGCGGUCGAGCGCGCUAGCGGUCGGCGGCGUUGCUGGCGGGAGUGACUGCAACGCCGAUGUCUGAGGAGCGAUGCCGAGAGAAAUCAUCACCCUACAGUUGGGCCAGUGCGGCAAUCAGAUUGGGUUCGAGUUCUGGAAACAGCUGUGUGCUGAGCAUGGCAUCAGCCCCGAGGGCAUCGUAGAGGAGUUCGCCACCGAAGGCACUGACCGCAAGGACGUCUUUUUCUACCAGGCAGAUGAUGAACAUUACAUCCCUCGGGCUGUGCUGCUGGACCUGGAGCCCCGGGUGAUCCAUUCCAUCCUCAACUCCUCCUAUGCCAAGCUCUACAACCCAGAGAACAUCUACCUGUCUGAGCAUGGAGGAGGAGCUGGCAACAACUGGGCCAGCGGAUUCUCCCAGGGAGAAAAAAUCCACGAGGACAUUUUUGACAUCAUAGACCGGGAGGCAGAUGGCAGUGACAGCCUAGAGGGAUUUGUACUGUGUCACUCGAUUGCUGGGGGGACAGGCUCUGGCUUGGGCUCCUACCUCUUGGAACGGCUAAAUGACCGGUACCCCAAAAAACUAGUGCAGACAUACUCCGUGUUCCCCAACCAGGACGAGAUGAGUGACGUGGUGGUCCAGCCCUACAACUCCCUCCUCACGUUAAAGAGGCUGACCCAGAAUGCCGACUGUGUGGUGGUGCUGGACAACACGGCCCUGAACCUGAUCGCCACAGACCGCCUGCACAUCCAAAACCCAUCUUUCUCCCAGAUCAACCAGCUGGUGUCCACCAUCAUGUCAGCCAGCACCACCACCCUGCGCUACCCUGGAUACAUGAACAAUGACCUCAUCGGCCUCAUCGCCUCGCUCAUUCCCACCCCUCGGCUGCACUUCCUCAUGACUGGCUAUACCCCCCUCACCACGGACCAGUCAGUGGCCAGUGUGAGGAAGACAACGGUCCUGGAUGUCAUGAGGCGCCUGCUACAGCCCAAGAAUGUGAUGGUGUCCACAGGCCGGGAUCGUCAGACCAACCACUGCUACAUCGCCAUCCUCAACAUCAUCCAGGGAGAGGUGGACCCCACCCAGGUCCACAAGAGCCUGCAGAGGAUCCGGGAAAGGAAAUUGGCCAACUUCAUCCCCUGGGGCCCAGCCAGCAUCCAGGUGGCUCUGUCAAGGAAGUCUCCCUACCUGCCCUCAGCCCACCGGGUCAGCGGGCUCAUGAUGGCCAACCACACCAGUAUCUCUUCGCUUUUUGAACGGACCUGUCGCCAGUUUGACAAGCUGCGGAAACGGGAGGCCUUCAUGGAGCAGUUCCGAAAGGAGGACAUCUUCAAGGAUAAUUUUGACGAGAUGGACACCUCCAGGGAGAUUGUACAGCAGCUGAUUGACGAGUACCAUGCGGCCACGAGGCCAGACUACAUCUCCUGGGGCACCCAGGAGCAAUGAGUCGCCCAGGACAGGGACCCUCAUCUGCCUUACCGGUUAGCCCAGGCCCUGCCUGCCUGACCACCCCUCAGAGCACAGAUCAGGGACCUCACAAAUCACUCACAUACACAUGCACUGUCUGUUGGCUUGAGGGUGGGUUUACUUCUCUGAGAGUAUUUAUCUUUAAUAAAGCACUGGAUGUAAGUCAAGUCA
This is a messenger RNA of Arvicanthis niloticus (Nile rat), 1898 nucleotides long. Its product is annotated as tubulin gamma-1 chain. Gene Ontology annotation, biological process: cytoplasmic microtubule organization; microtubule nucleation. The record is from RefSeq and is a predicted model, not a curated record. Gene Ontology annotation, cellular component: microtubule; gamma-tubulin complex. Gene Ontology annotation, molecular function: GTP binding. Lineage: Eukaryota; Metazoa; Chordata; Mammalia; Rodentia; Muridae.